Messenger RNA from Ooceraea biroi (clonal raider ant), 4165 nucleotides. RefSeq lists its product as uncharacterized. Lineage: Eukaryota; Metazoa; Arthropoda; Insecta; Hymenoptera; Formicidae. The record is from RefSeq and is a predicted model, not a curated record.
UGCCAAUUUGCUAUCAACUUCUGCAGUAAUCUGUUGCCAAUCUGCUGGCAGACUGCACACAUUUUGCUUACUGGGUAUACGCGCGAUUAUAUAACAAUGAAAUAGAAUCUGACGUCGAGGAUCCCGUCGAGAAUAUUACGAAAAAAAUGUGAAAUAAUCCUCGAGAGAUCUCGCUGAGAAACCACCGCGCGUCCGCGGCUUUUACGCCACGACGGAGCCUGAAUUAAACGACCACCGCUUAAUCGCGUGAAUCGCCCGGCACAAAGGGGGUAGGGAGUGCAACACCUGCGUGUCUACCCGCCGGAAUCGCCCCGAUCCGGCGCGGCGUCCCGUAUCGCGACAGUUGUCGGCUGCGUCGGCAUGACGAAGGUUCGCUCCUUCGCACGACGCCUCGGAAAUACGCAAAUUGAUCGGAAUGACCCCGCGAGGCUCGUUCCCUCGUCGUCGUCGCCAGUUACCAGUCCGCUGCGCGGCAGACUCGCGUCCUCGUGACGCGCGCCACGAGCGAUCGCGUUCGAAUUUCCGUCGCGUAGAAACCCGCGAGUUCCGUCGAAAUCGCGCCGCGGAAUCCUCGAUCCCGUGCAGUCCGCUUGUCUCCCGGACGGACGCUUCGAGUUGCUGUUGUCGACACGUCGCGUAGAGUUCGUUACGCGUAACUCCGUUCGCAAAUCGCGCCACUUUGGUUAGGAUUCGCGUCGCAGUCGCGCGCGAGUACGUUCGGAGCGCUAUCGAUCGAGCGCUUCGAUUUCGAGUCUCGAUGCUCUCGAUCGCCCGCGGGCGAUCUCUUUGACUGUUUGAAUGGCGCGCAACAUGGCACUGCUCUACGACGGCCACGAUUACUACAAAAAGAUGUUUGAGCUGCAGGAGAAGCUGCGGAAGAGUGAGGAGGAGAGGAUACGAUUGGAGGAGCGAUUCAACGUGCUGGUGCGAGAGUCUGGUACCAGACAUGAAGCUUGCAUAAAUCGGUUACGCAUGAGAUAUAUACAUUACUUGGAGGAGCAACGCACGAGGGACGAGAGGAAUCAUAAGCUUCUCGCAGCAUUGGAUAGAGUAAUGAGCAAGCUUGCGCUGAUAAGCGCGAAAAAGGACAGGCUUAAUGUUCUCCGAAAGCAAUACGAGGCUUACCUACUCCGCGUUUACGCCAAUCGCCAACCGCCCAGUAGCGUCACCGGAGACAGCGGCAUCGCCAGCCAGCAUGAAAACAAAUAUCCGAGAAAAACCGUUAUGGUGGAAACGAGGAACAUCCCGUCGCCGCGAGCGCAUCCGACGGCGCCUCCCCGCUCGAGCCAGCCAAGGUCUACAUUCGCCAGCAAAUUCCACGAUCAGGUUCCCGUAGAUGACGUUUCGCCAAUUAAUCACCCGAUUUUGCCAACUGCGUCAUCAGGUGCGGCCCCUGGCACUGAUUAUCAUCAGGCGAGUGUCCUGUAUGCGCCACAAGUUCACGCUUCAGCGGUCAGCCAAUCGGGUGAUCAAUUCGUCCAUCAGGCACCAGUGAGUCGCGCGCUUGAUGCUCAUCCAUGUCCACAAAUGACUUUUGAGGGAGGUGCCUUUCCGAGUGAUCUCCGGAAUGUUCCGAAUCGCAUUCCGGUUUCAUCGAUGCCGAUGGCGGACCAGACUCAACCUGAAUUUCCUGUUCACCCGGUCAACCAAUUUUUCCGGGAGCACGUAGAAUCGGGGCAGGCUGGUCUCUCGCCAACAGCGCGACUCCCCGCUGGCGAUGCAACGCGGCACGCAGAAGGUGAAUUUAUUCCGCGACAAUUCGAUCUGCCGGCCUCGUUCCGGUAUUACGACAGCGUGUUACCAUCCGAUCCGCAAUCGCAGAUGAGGAAGUACGAUACGUUCGACGCCGCAGCUUCCAUGAGGCCGAAUUCGGUGAUCGCAAAGUCGAGUAGCUACCGACUGAAUCCGGACGCGAGUGCCGAUCAGCUCGGUUCGCUGCCCGGAUACAUGGAUUAUAUCCUGAGUCCGCGGAAGUCCGAGGAUGGAGGAUCCGUUCGUUCCCUCACCAGCGACGACGUGGACGAUCUGAUCAGACGCAAUGAACGUCUGUUAUGGAGAAACGCGGACGUCGCCAAGACGCGUCGAUCGCCGAUCAUGUUAGGAGUAAAUGACGCCGAUUUGGACGAGAACGGCAGGACGACGGCGAUCCUGGAGAACGAGCUGGAUCGAUACAUCAGCAACAUCCGCAGGCUACACCGGGAACACGGCGUACAGAGCUUGGAGGAGCUGGAUCACGAACAAAACACCAGCGGCGAUCUGCUGAACGUUACCCUAUCGGAGGAUGCCCUGGAGCUUCCGGCGGAGGACAGGAAGGACAAGAAAGAACGGAUACCGGAGGAGAUGAGCAAGAUUCUUGCAUUAGCUAACGAUCUUGUUUCCAAGACCGCGGACGCGCAGGAAGUUGCGCGUUCAGCCGAAGACGGAAUUAGAUAUCGCGAUGUCGGACAAAUUUCGAAGAACGAAAUUAGAGAGGACAACGUUACGAUACAUUCGACGGGAUUAGAACGGUCACGUGCAGAUGCGGAGAUCGCGAAAAGAAAGUCGGAUGAUAGGCAUAAUCUAACUGAGCCGCGAGAGCGCAAUCGCGAAAUCUCCGCUGCAAAGAAGAACGACGCAAAGGAGGAAAUGGUCAGUUCUUCGAACGACAAAUCACGGAUCGACAAUGAUCGGGGGAAUGCACCGCAAGAAAAACGGCCCGUUGUCGGGGAGGAAACAGACAUCGAAGACUUGUUCGACGUCGCUGAACAAUUGGCGCCGUGGGACCUCGCGAGUGUACAAAAGCAAGUUUUAGAAUUACAUUUGGAUGAUUCGGAGGGAGAAAAGAAAGCCGUGGAAGCAGCGGCGAAUCAGAGCGACGAGGUUGCAAACAAAUUGUACGAUUCACCAGACUUCAUCGGACACAUUGACGCGGAGAACAGUGAAAUGGAAGAACCCGUGUAUCUCCCGCGAGAUACGCUUCUUCGCUCGGAAGCGGAAACGAGAGAUUCAGAAGAGUCCCAUGAGAAACAUGAGACGCGUGCUCGCAUUGAAGAAGCUGAAGACAUGCCUCCUGAAAUUUACAGUCACCGUGAAGCUGAUGAGCCAAUUAAAACCGACGAACCGAUUAUUGUACCUCAGAUAGAGGAGCAAUUUAACGAACCGGAUAAGGAUGACAACCAAAAACGGGACAGCGACGAGACGAUGGAGCCUCAAAUCGAGGAGCGGGUUGUGCAACAAGAAGAAUACAGUGCUCAAGAAGGAUACAUGGAAGACCCAAAUCAAGCGCAACGAUACGCGCAGCAGGAUCCAAAUCAACAAUACAGUUACGACCCGAAUAUGACGUACGAGGGCGGGGCUGGUGACGAGGAGUACGAGAGGUACGCCGAUCAAGGAUACGCUCAGGAGAGUCAGCAGUACGUCGAGUACGUGGACGGGCAGUAUGAGCAGUAUCCCGAAGACCCCAAUAGCCAGCAAUACCAGCAGGAUCCUAACGUGCAGUACCAACAGGAUCCGAAUCAGGCGUACGCUUAUAAUUACGAUCCCAAUCAAGGAUACGAAGGCGAUCCUAAUCAGCAAUACGAUCCCAAUCAAGGCUACGGAGAUGAUCCCAGUCAAAUGUAUGGCUACACCGAGCAAGCUUACGAUCCCAAUCAGGCGUACGGCGACGAUGCAAUGUAUGAACAGGGAUAUCAUGAAGAACAGCGCGAAGACAAUGGUGUCGUGAACGCAGAGGGUCAGGAAGAGCCGCAACCGGGACCGCAAGAGAUUUUGCAAAGUCCGCAGGUGGAUUCUCAGUCGGAGCACAAGUCGGGUGAAGAUGAUAAACUGCGACAAACGGACGCUGCGAACGGCACGAAUCAGUCGAAGAAGAAGGACGUGAUCAAAUCUCUGCUGGAUUCUGAUACAGACACGACAAUCGAGAAGAACGUCUCGAACACCGAGAGUGAUUUCGAUUUUAAUUAAAACGUGCCAUGCGUGCUAUUGUCAGAUGGAUAUAAAAUUUAUCACAGAUGAAUGAUAGACUACAGAAACGGGAGCCUGCGAGAAGAACAAGAAAGAAUCGAAUUUAGAAUCGAGUUUGCAGACUUUGCUCUUUCAAAUGGCGAUUCUGACUUUGAUUAUACAGGGUGGCCCAUUUUAAUUUAUACAGUCGAUUUUUUAAAACACUAAAAGAGAUACGAAAAAA